Aspergillus aculeatus ATCC 16872 is the source of this 234-nucleotide messenger RNA. RefSeq lists its product as uncharacterized. NCBI's taxonomy places the organism in Eukaryota, Fungi, Ascomycota, Eurotiomycetes, Eurotiales, Aspergillaceae. The record is from RefSeq and is a predicted model, not a curated record. The transcript is spliced from 2 exons. Bases 1 to 234 code for a protein of 77 amino acids.
AUGGCGAUCGCUCUAGUACGCGUGAUUCUGGGCGUCGAUUACGGCCAGAAUAUGGACAUCUCCUGGUUCUACUUCUGGUCGUCAAUGGAGAUAGGAGCCGCGGUAAUGGUCGCCUGCGCCGCAUCCUCCCGCCAACUCUGUGUCACCUCCCGUAACCGGCACUUGUUUAAACAGACCUCAGAGUCAAUCAUGCAUCCGCUGAGCAGGUCGACUCAGGCCAUCGCCGACUUCUAG